AGCGAGCGAGCGAGCGGCGGCGUGGAGAGCGCAGCGCGCGGUGCAGUGCCGUGCCGCGCCGCGGAGGAGGGCAGGCGGCGGCUGCGCUCGGCUCGCUCUGCCCGGCCGGCUUGGGCGCGCACCCGCGUUCGCACCGCGCCGCUGCGGGCGCACAUGGCAGCGUGAGAGGCCGGCGGCGCCGGGCCAGCACUGCAGGGCCGCAUGGACAGCGGCGCCACCCCGGCCGGUCCCCAUUAGGGCCCCCAAUCCGCGGGAGCCAGCCCCUUCGAUCAUGGUGCCUCGGCGGCCGCCCGGACACAAGAAGACCGGUUGGAGCCGCUGAACCCCCGCGGCAGCCGGGGAGCUGCAUGGGGGAGAGCGGGCCGUUCUCAAGAAGAUGCCCCGGCCGGAGCUGCCCCUGCCGGAGGGCUGGGAAGAGGCGCGCGACUUCGACGGCAAGGUCUACUACAUAGACCACACGAGCCGCACCACCAGCUGGAUCGACCCGCGGGACAGGUACACCAAACCGCUCACCUUUGCUGACUGCAUCAGCGAUGAGUUGCCGCUAGGAUGGGAAGAGGCAUAUGACCCACAGGUUGGAGAUUACUUCAUAGACCACAACACCAAAACCACCCAGAUCGAAGAUCCACGGGUGCAGUGGCGGCGGGAGCAGGAGCACAUGCUGAAGGAUUACCUGGUGGUGGCCCAGGAGGCGCUGAGUGCGCAGAAGGAGAUCUACCAGGUGAAGCAGCAGCGCCUGGAGCUGGCGCAGCAGGAGUACCAGCAGCUGCACGCCGUCUGGGAGCACAGGCUGGGCUCCCAGGUCAGCUUGGUUUCUGGUUCAUCCUCCAGCUCUAAGUAUGACCCUGAGAUCCUGAAAGCUGAAAUUGCCACAGCAAAAUCCCGGGUCAACAAGCUAAAGCGAGAAAUGGUUCACCUCCAGCAUGAGCUACAAUUUAAAGAGCAUGGCUUCCAGACCCUGAAGAAAAUCGAUAAGAAGAUGUCUGAUGCUCAAGGUUACAAACUGGAUGAAGCUCAGGCCGUCUUGAGAGAAACGAAAGCCAUCAAAAAGGCCAUCACCUGUGGAGAAAAGGAAAAGCAAGAUCUCAUUAAGAGCCUGGCCAUGCUCAAGGACGGCUUCCACACUGACAGAGGCUCUCACUCAGACCUGUGGUCCAGCAGCAGCUCCCUGGAGAGUUCAGGUUUCUCGCUGCCAAAACAGCACCUGGACGUGAGCUCCCAGACGGAUAUCUCGGGAAAUUUCGGCACCAGUGGCAGCAAUCAGCUGGCAGAGAAGGUCCGAUUGCGCCUUCGAUAUGAGGAGGCCAAGAGACGGAUUGCCAACCUGAAGAUCCAGCUGGCCAAGCUGGACAGUGAGGCCUGGCCCGGAGUGCUUGAUUCAGAGAGGGACCGGCUGAUCCUCAUCAAUGAGAAAGAGGAGUUGCUGAAGGAGAUGCGCUUCAUCAGCCCCCGAAAGUGGACCCAGGGCGAGGUGGAACAGCUGGAGAUGGCCCGGAAGCGGCUGGAGAAGGACCUACAGGCAGCCCGGGACACCCAAAGCAAGGCGCUGACGGAGAGGUUGAAGUUAAACAGUAAGAGGAACCAGCUGGUCAGAGAACUGGAGGAAGCUACUAGGCAGGUGGCAAGUCUGCACUCCCAGCUGAAAAGCCUGUCGAGCAGCAUGCAGUCCCUGUCCUCGGGCAGCAGCCCUGGUUCCCUCACGUCCAGCCGGGGCUCCCUGGCCGCCUCCAGUCUGGACUCAUCCACCUCGGCCAGCUUUACCGACCUCUACUAUGACCCCCUCGAGCAGCUGGAUCCAGAAUUGCAGAGCAAAGUAGAGUUCUUGCUCCUAGAGGGGGCCACGGGCUUCCGGCCUUCGGGCUGCAUCACCACCAUCCAUGAGGAUGAAGUGGCCAAGACGCAGAAGGCCGAGGGAGGUGGCCGCCUGCAGGCCCUGCGCUCCCUGUCUGGCACCCCGAAGUCCAUGACCUCCCUGUCCCCACGCUCCUCUCUCUCAUCCCCAUCACCCCCCUGCUCCCCUCUCAUUGCCGACUCCCUCCUGGCUGGAGAUGCCUUCCUGAACUCCCUGGAGUUUGAAGACCCAGAGCUGAAUGCCGCUCUGGGUGAGCUGAGCCUUGGCAGCAGCCCCCAGGAGAGAUACCGGCUUGAGGAACCAGGACCAGAGGGCAAGCCGCUAGGCCAAGCCGUGAGCACAGCUCAGGGGUGUGGCCUGAAAGUGGCCUGCGUCUCAGCCGCAGUGUCUGACGAAUCUGUGGCCGGCGACAGCGGUGUGUACGAAGCCUCCGUGCAGAGACUGGGUGCUCCGGAAGCCACUGCCUUCGACAGUGAUGAAUCGGAAGCAGCAGGUGCCGCCCGGGUUCAGAUUGCCCUCAAGUAUGAUGAUAAGAAUAAACAGUUUGCAAUAUUCAUCAUCCAACUGAGUAACCUCUCUGCUGUGUUGCUACAGCUGGACCAGAAAGUGAACAUUCGCGUGGCUAUCCUCCCUUGCUCCGAAAGCACCACCUGCCUGUUCCGGACUCGGCCCCUGGAUGCCUUGGAUACUCUGGUGUUCAACGAGGUGUUCUGGGUUUCCAUGUCCUAUCCAGCUCUUCACCAGAAGACCUUAAGAGUCGAUGUGUGCACCACCGACAGCACCCAUUUGGAGGAGUGCCUGGGUGGUGCCCAGAUCAGCCUGGCCGAGGUCUGCCGGUCUGGGGAGAAGUCGACUCGCUGGUACAACCUCCUGAGCUACAAAUACUUGAAAAAAGAGAGCAGGGAGCCCAAGCCUGUGGGAGCCGUGGGCCCCACCCCGGGACCCAAAAACACGGACGCUGUGUCUGCUCUGCUGGAACAGACUGCGGUGGAGCUGGAGAAGAGACAGGAUGGCAGGAGCAGCAGGCAGAAGCUGGACAACAGCUGGAAAUACGAGGAGGAGGAUACCAGUGAGAACGAGGAGGCAGCGGCUGAGGAGGAGGAGGAAGAGGAAGGAGAAGAGGAUGUCUUUGCUGAGAAGGUUUCACUGGACAUGGAUGAGUGCCCGGCAUUAAAGGUGGACAAAGAGACCAACACUGAAACCCCAGCCCCAUCCCCCACCGUGGUGCGACCCAAGGACCGAAGGGUGGGCACCCAGUCCGCGGGGCCGUUUCUCCGAGGGAGCACCAUCAUCCGUUCCAAGACCUUCUCCCCUGGACCCCAGAGCCAGUACGUGUGCCGGCUGAACCGGAGCGAUAGUGACAGCUCGACUCUGUCCAAAAAGCCACCUUUUGUUCGCAACUCCCUGGAGCGGCGCAGUGUCCGUAUGAAGAGGCCUUCAUCGGUCAAGUCGCUGCGCACUGAGCGCAUGAUCCGCACCUCACUGGACCUCGAGCUGGACCUGCAAGCGACAAGGACCUGGCACAGCCAGCUGACUCAGGAGAUCUCGGUGCUGAAGGAACUCAAGGAGCAGCUGGAGCAAGCCAAGAGCCAUGGGGAGAAGGAGCUGCCGCCAGGGUUGCGGGAGGAUGAGCGCUUCCGCCUGUUGCUGAGGAUGCUGGAGAAGCGGGUGGACCGAGGCGACCGCAAGGGGGAGCUUCGGACAGAGAAGCUGAUGAGAGCAGCGGCCAAGGAUGUGCACAGGCUGCGAGGGCAGAGCUGUAAGGAGCCCCCGGAAGUGCAGUCUUUCAGGGAGAAGAUGGCGUUUUUCACGCGUCCCCGGAUGAACAUCCCUCCGCUCUCGGCGGAUGACGUGUAGUCACCAGGAGGGCGUUGUGCGGCUGCGCCGCGAGCCCUGAGUGGGGCUGAGCUCAUUCAUGUGUUGUU
This is a messenger RNA of Ochotona princeps (American pika), 3777 nucleotides long. RefSeq names its product WW and C2 domain containing 1 (gene WWC1). Bases 377 to 3709 code for a protein of 1110 amino acids. Gene Ontology annotation, biological process: cell migration; negative regulation of organ growth; regulation of hippo signaling. Gene Ontology annotation, cellular component: cytoplasm. The record is from RefSeq and is a predicted model, not a curated record. Gene Ontology annotation, molecular function: molecular adaptor activity; kinase binding. The transcript is spliced from 23 exons. NCBI's taxonomy places the organism in Eukaryota, Metazoa, Chordata, Mammalia, Lagomorpha, Ochotonidae.